Messenger RNA from Suillus discolor, 1647 nucleotides. Its product is annotated as phosphoglycerate mutase-like protein. Gene Ontology annotation, molecular function: acid phosphatase activity. Lineage: Eukaryota; Fungi; Basidiomycota; Agaricomycetes; Boletales; Suillaceae. Bases 243 to 1601 code for a protein of 452 amino acids. The record is from RefSeq and is a predicted model, not a curated record. The transcript is spliced from 8 exons.
GUACGUACAACAUACUUCGAAUAGUACCUACGACUCGUGAUGUGGUUUCUGAGAGCCGAGAAAGCUAACAGGUCAUGACAUAUCUCGGGACUGGGGAAUGGUCAUUGGCCGCUAACCGAGCCGAACUGGAAUUCGGGAUCUUCUCGCAUCCGGGCAACAUAAUGGAAUGGUGGUCGUAACCCCAAUAUAAAGGAGGCCUAGUCCCAGUACACUGAAUUAAAGAUCUACUAGUAUCCCCAACGAUGUUCGUCCAGGGUAUUCUAAACUGGCUGACCCUAGCGUCUCUAACGUUCAAUUCACAUAAACAUGAAGAUGAAGACCCUCUCAAGAGACUCGCAAACUUGACUCCGUACCGUGUAGCUCCUGCUUCUCACAAAGUUGAGGCAGAGUUACCUGGUGAUUGCAGUGUCGAUCGAGUAAUGCUUUUGCACAGACAUGGCUCUCGUGGACCUUCUGGGAGCGAAGAGGUGGCCCUGAUUAACUCCCUCGUCCAAACGCUCAGGAAUGGUCACGAUGCUCUCCAGGAUGCUGAUCUGCCCGAGAACUUGCGUUUCCUUCAGACUGGGAAGGGAUAUGAAUCACAUUUGGUUCCAGAAAACCUGACCAUCAUCGGGCGUGAGCAGCUCUUCUCCCAUGGUGUGGAAUUCGGGUUGAAGUAUCCGAACUUCACCACGGAAACACUAUUAUCCAGCACUACACAAAGAGUGAUUGACUCCAUGUACUUUUUUGCUCAGGGACGUUUUGGUCGCGAAGCUGAGGACAAGGACCUACUUACAGUCAACGAUAUACCCGAUCCAGUGUCUUGGAUCACUCCGUGGAAUUCGUGCCCUGGCAUUGACUGGCACUACGCAUCUAAGGUGGGCAAUGAAUGGAGCAACUCGUACCUCCCUAAAAUCACCGAACGCUUGAAUGACCUUCUUCCUUACGACGUUUCCUUUAAUGAUAAUAACACGCACGGAGCUUUGUACGCAUGCGCAUAUGACCUAGCCGCAGGGUAUGAGUCACCAUGGUGCGAUGUUUUCUAUGAGGAUGAACUUGCAGAUUUUGAGUAUGAACUAGAUCUCAUUAUGGUCGCAAGUGUCGGAUACCUGGUGCCCAAUAAUGCCGGACGUAUCAUGGGAAGUGUCUUUGUUAAUAAACUAAUCAAUAGAUUCUCCAACACUAGUGGGGAAGCCCAGUCCCUCUAUCUCGAAUUCGGGCACGACGCUACCAUCAUGGCUGCGAUGGCUGCAAUGGAUCUCAAUAAAGAUGAACCUCAACUGUCUCCAGAAGAACUACGUCCGCACCGAAGGUUCCGAACAUCGUACCAAACUCCCUUUGCUGCCCAGAUGAUCUGGGAAAGUUUCACUUGUAAAGAGUCAUUCGAUGGACCACAAAUUCGACUGGUACUUAACGAAGAGACAUAUCCCUUGCGGACUUGCGCAGAAACCAAGAAAGAUCGUCGAUUUGGGACUUGCUCGCUGGAUGCAUUCACAAGAGCCAAUAAAUUCAGCACCGAUAUCGAGUUCAACGAUGAUACGUGGCAAGCAGCCUGCGGUGCCAGGAUGAACGCGUACCAAUCCUUGAAUCAUCAGCAGUCAUUGGGUUACUUGCUUCAUUGAUUUUCUGCCUGCUUCGUGUAGCAAUGACAUGAUUUUUUCACCUUGC